AUGAAGGGAUCGGCGCCGAGUUCUCCAGUCCUUGCUGCAGCUGCCGGUGAUAGAGUCGCGCUAGGACUAGCGAGUGGCGUGAAAUUCGGGAAGGCUCCGAAGGGUGACAAAGCGAAAGGAGGUGCAGCUUUAUUACAACCAUCAGAAGGCGAUAAAAGCGGUGUACUCUCCAAAAAAGGCAAGAUCAAGGGUGAUAAGAGUGGUAAAUACGGCAAGAGCAAAGGACCAGCACAACCACAAGCGGAUGCAAGAAGUGCACCGAUCACACCACGCGGAGCCCCUAGUUUCGUAGAAGAGAGUGCUACGGUAGAUGACCUAGUGGGCACGCAGGGCACGACACCCCUUGCUCCAGACGAGGAACUUAGAUAUGCGGGACUGACGCUUGGCGACGAUAGGCAGAUGGAGCAGAUGCUAGAUUUGCCAUUCGUAUCAGAUGACAGGAAUUAUGAAAUUGAAAUCAUUUUUGGGAUGUAAUUUCUACUCAUUAAGAUUCUCGAUCCACCUAGCAGGUGGCUAGUAAUUAUGUUUCUCCACUGCAAAGCCUAACACAAACCUCCGACUUAAGAUUAAGAGUAUCUCUACUACUUCUAAUACCCCAUAAAAGACGGCAUCCCACUCAUCGAGCAAGGCGGUUCCUCAUCUAGCACUGCCGGUCAAGCACUAGAACAACAACAACUUCCUUCCGCUUACGAUGACGUCACGCUGAUAGACCAGCCUUAUGAAACACCAGCUUUGUCGGAACUAGAAGACACACCCGCGGAGCGAGUUGACCAACAAAUGCUAGCGUUAUUGAGGAGGCUAGAGAAGCUGCCACAACCACAAGACGCAUCGAAAACCUCCUCAUGGGACGAGCUAGUCUGUGUGACACUUGUAGACGUGUUGCAAAUACUACCGCAAGAAGCAGUGGCGCUGCUUCUGAAACCCUCUAGUUCCGUGCCAGCUGGGCAGCCACCUGGGACGGAUGGGGUACGACACUUGAUUCUUGGGAAGUUCUUGAUGACCGAAUAAAUUGAUUCCUAGACCACUUUAAACUUUCUCACCGUGCAGCCCAACAUGAUCAAAUAUCGUCCCUCAGGUCUACCGCACCCUUCUUUACGACGUCGUUCUCGAAGCCGAAUGCCCCUCUACAGACAUGAUAGUGCAACCCAUGCAAUCUCUUGGAAUGGGUCUACGACUGUGGCUCUGUGACCUUUUGAAGCUGUCAGCGCAUAUACACCUCACGGAAGCAGAUUUUGCACCUUUCUGCUUGUUCUUCGGCCAGUUACUGACUACAGGCUGUGCAGAUCUAGCACUCCAACUCUUCCACAAGAUUCUAGUGUCCGAAAAAACGACCAUAACCAGGAAAGCGCAAGCAGAUGUGUUUGCAUGGUUAGUGCAAACAAGAGCAUUGACGGAUCUAGUUGUCUUGCUGCGAGGGGCGAAGCCGGGCUUUAUGAAAAGGGGAUUCGUUGUAAUACUUGAAGUUGAACGUCAAAUACAAAUUCAUGAUCACCAUGAUCAAAAUGGCCAUACCCCUCGGCUCAAACUCAAUAAGGCCUUGAAUGUCUCUACCCACUUUCCCUCCCUCUUUCAUCCCACCCUCCCUUUCAUACCCUCCCGAGACGACCCUUUCCUACAGGCAGGACCCGGUGGCGCAACUUCUAGUGCUGACCCACUUCGCGGUGAGUAUGGUAGUACACACCCCGCACCUGCAGGUGGCGCUGGUCCUUUGGUAGAGGCAGAAGGACGAUCAGAACGAGUCUCGAGCCCGUCUAGGAUGCUGAGAGGCGAGGACGACAGCUCUCCUGUGCGACAAGAGGGGGGUGGUGAUAGUUACGAAUGUGGCUUUAAUAUAUAAGUACUUAGGUUUUGCUAGGUACAAAAACAAAGGGCAAGAAACUCAUACUCAUUCAGUUUCAGAGUGCUACGUGUAUUUGAUCUCAAAAAAAAUCUGCAGCGCGGUGUUGAUUCCAUCUUUUCCUGGUGAACCUGGUUCUUCUAAUGUUCUAGCGGCUGCGCCAAACCAUUCACUGGGGAACAAGCCGACCGGGACGACCCCGAUGCUUCGGGUGCUGGUGGCGAUGCAGCCUCAGCGCCUAAGUUGAGACAGAAUGCGUCGAGUAAGCGGUUAGUAGGAGCAUUAUCUGCGUAUGAAGAUGCUGUGCGGAAGGAAUUUGGGUCUACUUCUGGGAGACGCGCAGGCUAUGGUUAUUCAGGAGGCACACGGACACCAACAGAUAUCCCUCUGGAAAGCAUAGUCGACUUCUUGUAUUUCUGCUCAAGGGAUGCUCAGGUAAGUCUAAGAAGUUAUCUUUUUUUGCAGCGUAUUCAUUAAUGCAUUGCAAAAGUCAAAUUAAUUCUAAAGAAUCUUUCGGACUGCUGAUGUGGGCAUCGUACCGAUUCCAGAAUUCUAAAGAAGCUUCUAAAAUUCGUGAUUCGAAAUCUCUUUCCAUAUGUAACCAUAAAUUUGCUACAUCGAGGACCACCAGGUAGACUUCCUAUCCCGUUUCUUGCCUGAAGUAGCGGAACCGGAGUUGCUGUAUAAGUAUGGCAGGCAAGCGCUUAGACGGACUGACGCCGUCGAAAGUAUAUACUGGCAAGGAGCUUUAGGCCCAUUGUUGCAGAUUACCCUUGCGGACGACGAUAUGCAUGGACUGUGCUUCGCGGCGGAAUUGGUAGUCUGACUCGUAAUUUUCUGGUCGCAGACGCAUGAUCCUAGAAAUGAUUACCAAUCAUGACAAAGAAAUGAUUUAUCAUGUGCCUAACGCUCCCACAGGUCCUGUGUUACCACGAUCGGCCGUUAUCACCAAUGUCUGUGGACGAUGCGUGUACAAGCGUCUUAGAGAAGCUGCGCGCCUUUGCUCUAGAGCUCCCAGCGACGGAAGAUACUUACAGGUAUAUUUGAAAACUCAAAAUAAGCGAGCUACUCACUGAAAUAAGAGAGUCUUGACUACGUUCCUCUUCAUUUUUCAGUACCUCGCUUAGUUUGCCAAGUAGGUACUCGGUUAUUUCAGUUUUUCGAAUAGUUGCGUUCGUCCUCUUGUAGAAGCGCCUGUCGUGCUGUCCAUCGCACUUCACAAAAAAUGUAGACAUUACAAUUACUCCUCUGAUCACUGCCUGGUUAUGCUUAUCGUGUCUAAGCACCUCAGAAAUAUCUAUAUCAUUUCCUCAACACUCUCAGAGCGUGGUCCUGUCUCUUUUUCCUAGUGGAGCGAUUUUUCGAGGGCCAGAUCUUGCGGUUCACGAGUGCGGCUUAUCGAACUAUAUGUUGCGCGUUUAUGGAACGAGGGAUGCUCUUUCACAACCGAGCUGAUAAAGAGUAUUACUUCUGAUGAAAUGAAUUGGUUUUGGUGGUUGGAUCUUAGUUGUCAUUCAGUCAUGAACGAUAAGCAAAACAGCAAUGAUCCUCUCAGCGCUUUCUUCAAGUGAUAUGGAUGGUUUUGGACAGCAUCUCUUUAUACCCACCCAGAUCCCCAAAAACCGACGGAAUAAGGACUUUCGCCCUGAAACUGCUUAUUCGUUUCCUUGCUCAUCCUGAUGUGCCAGUCGGUGUCCUAGCAGAAUUGCUUCUGAAGCAGCUAGAGCUGCUCCAGACGCUGUCAAUAGCAGACUUAGACCUCAUUAUGGCGCUCUCGGGGCAUGAGAGGUACAACUGCUUCUGGAUGAUAAUGAAAUGACAAAAAUGUGUGAGUACUGGUUGUGCUGACAACAUUUCUGAUGAUGCGAUCGUGCUGCACGAACUCCGUUUAAAUACCCGCUUUUCUGUUACCACAUUUUCCUUGCCAGCCACUGACACUGACUCUCCACUCAACACAGGUUAGGCGUCACCUACGGCCGUCGCUUUUUAGAGGUCCUUGGCCAAGCCUGUUUCCAGAACCCCUAUUUUGCGAGAGCUGCUAGUAUUCCUUUUCUCAAAUUAGUGGCGCGGUUUGCCGCUGAAGACGGCAUUUACGAGUUCAUGGAAGGACUGACGAAAAUCGGCCUGUCCUACAUCCUCAAAGAGCCUUUGAAAUGGAGGAACGCUUUAGUCGUAGACCUACUGACGAAAGUAGGGAAUCUGCAUGAGCGGGUCUCGGAGGCAGUGAAAAAGCCUGUUGUAGAGGCGGCAAUAACGUAUUUGCAGACUUUCAAGGGGUUGGUUUUGCAGCAGUCUUUGCGGCUUAUUUUGGAUUAUGGUCAGACCAAUCGUAUCAUGAAGUAUAAUUAUUUUGGUUUUACUAUUUAGCUUGCGGCUUAUUUUGGAUUUACUAUAAUUGAUCAGAACAAUCGUAAUCGUAUCAUGAAGUACGACAAUCAAAUCCAAAAACUUCUCUACUUACAACUCUGCUCUAACCUCUAGUCUUACACCUCUGCUCACACCUCUUGUCCCCUCUACUUACAACUCUGCUCUAACCCCUAGUCUGGCCAGAGGAGCUGCGCACAUUGCAAGACACCUUCUACAACAUGAACUAUGAGGAAGAGGACGCCGAGAAAGCAGGAGGCGCGGCUUCAAAUGGAGCCUCUUUAGGAGAUGGUCAGAGCCCAAAUCAUCCGACGCAUAUACCCCUUACCCACUUGCAGCCCAAAGGCGUCGACGAGCCUAUUGUGAAUUUCAACGCUAACCCACUGUUAGAGGGUGUUGAACUCGGGAAGGGAGAGAUGAGUUGAGAAGUGUGAUUCCACUGGGACAGUCUUAUUGCUACUAUGAUCCUGUGCAGUCUUAUUAGAUCAUAGCGUAUCGAGUCACUUGUUAUUGUUGAUAUGUUCAGUUUCUCAAUUUGAAAAGUCACUAAACAUUUUUACCAAAGCAAAGAAAUUACUCCUUGUUUGUUCCUCUGUUGUACAGCCUUGUUGAUUAGAUUCUUGUAUCAAAAGUCAUUGUAAGCUCCAGUCCUUUUUCCGUAAGCACGUAAAUUAUAAAAAUAUAGUAUUCGUGUCUCAUUGUCAUUACUUAUCAUGCUCUGGCCUGCGACGGGAACGUGCUCCCCAAGAACGCAAGAUCAGGGACUUCGACGGACAACUUCUUUUACCCUAUCGUUUGUUUUUCCGAGACCGAAUAUGCAUCACGAGCACGACACGCAUGAAGAUAGUUUUGAUUUACUCGUGUUGGCUAGAUAGUUUUGUGAUAACCUUUCUCAUUCUCACUUAAAUCAAUCAGUUCUUUUGAAACAACAAGCCAAAAUCAAUAGAUGAUACGUAGUGUUGGAUAUAAGCAGCUAGAUCAGACCACAUCACUGACUCGUUGUAAAAUAAGAUCUCAGUUCUUUCCCCGUUACUGCGUAGGGACAGGUUAGGGGUUACAAUAAUUUGGCACAAGGAAGAGAUGAGCUUUAUUUCUGCGGCAAUACUGGUUGAAUGUGCACGUGCAAUUCUAGAGGACGAGGAGAAUGAAAAGCUUUAAGUAUGUUGAACGGAUU
This is a messenger RNA of Amoebophrya sp. A25, 5375 nucleotides long. Lineage: Eukaryota; Dinophyceae; Syndiniales; Amoebophryaceae. The record is from the annotation of a GenBank genome assembly.